Messenger RNA from Empidonax traillii (willow flycatcher), 4118 nucleotides. It is a transcript of the gene CLIP2, whose product is annotated as CAP-Gly domain containing linker protein 2. The record is from RefSeq and is a predicted model, not a curated record. Gene Ontology annotation, cellular component: nucleus; microtubule plus-end; cytoplasm. Gene Ontology annotation, molecular function: microtubule plus-end binding. NCBI's taxonomy places the organism in Eukaryota, Metazoa, Chordata, Aves, Passeriformes, Tyrannidae. Gene Ontology annotation, biological process: cytoplasmic microtubule organization. The transcript is spliced from 18 exons. Bases 184 to 3363 code for a protein of 1059 amino acids.
CCGCGCAGGGAGUGGCAGGGCGGCCGCCGGGGCUGCAUCGUGCGGUGGCACCGAGCCCCCCGCCCCGCUCCGGCGGGCAGCCCCAGGGUGUGUGACGAUGGAAGAAGAGGUCCACCAGCGAGCAGCCUGAACAGGGACACCAGGACAGCUCUCUGAGACACUGAGACACAGGAGACAGCAAACAUGCUGAAGCCAAGUGGACUUAAAAUCCCUGGCAGGGCUGGGAAGCAUUCCAGCCCCGUGGGACGGACAUCAGGGAGCACCACAGCUGCAGUCACCACUGGCUCCAAGGAAGGAGAGUGCCUUCAUGUGAUGUAUUGGGUGCCUGCUGGGAUGGGAAGAUCCCCUAAAGGCUCACCUUUGCACAAGCAGGGUCCCGCCUCCACCGCCAGCACCGAGAAGUCGGGCUCAAAGGUCGCCGAGGUGGGCGAUGACUUCCUGGGAGACUUUGUGGUGGGCGAACGCGUCUGGGUGAACGGAGUGAAGCCGGGAGUGAUCCAGUACCUUGGGGAGACGCAGUUUGCCCCGGGCCAGUGGGCAGGGGUUGUUCUGGAUGACCCGGUGGGUAAGAAUGACGGCUCUGUCGGGGGAGUGCGGUACUUCGAGUGCCAGCCACUGCAGGGCAUUUUCACGCGGCCGUCCAAGCUGACACGGCAGCCGGUGGCCGAGGGCUCGGGCAGCGACGCCCCCUCCGUGGACUCCCUGACGGCCCAGAACUUGUCACUGCACUCGGGCACGGCCACGCCACCCCUCUCCACUCGCGUCAUCCCGCUGCGGGAGAGCGUCCUGAACAGCGCCAUGAAGACGGGCAACGAGUCCGGAUCCAACCUCUCGGACAGCGGGUCCGUGAAAAAGGGGGAGAAGGACUUACGGCUUGGAGACCGCGUGCUGGUUGGCGGGACAAAGACGGGCGUCGUUCGCUACGUGGGAGAGACGGACUUUGCCAAGGGAGAGUGGUGUGGUGUGGAGCUGGACGAGCCCCUGGGCAAGAACGACGGGGCAGUUGCUGGUACAAGGUACUUUCAGUGCCCUCCCAAGUUUGGCCUCUUUGCUCCCAUCCACAAGGUGAUCCGGAUCGGGUUCCCAUCAACCAGCCCUGCCAAGGCGAAGAAGAGCAAGAGGAUGGCCAUGGGAGUGUCAGCCCUGACCCACAGCCCCAGCAGCUCCUCCAUCAGCUCCGUCAGCUCCGUGGCCUCGUCGGUCGGGGGCAGGCCCAGCCGCAGUGGGCUGCUGACAGAGACCUCUUCUCGAUAUGCCCGAAAAAUCUCUGGCACCACAGCUCUGCAGGAGGCACUGAAGGAGAAGCAGCAGCACAUUGAACAGCUGCUGGCAGAGCGUGACCUGGAGCGGGCGGAGGUGGCCAAAGCCACCAGCCACAUCUGUGAGGUGGAGAAGGAGAUUGCCAUCAUGAAGGCCCAGCACGAGCAGUAUGUCACAGAGGCAGAGGGAAACCUCCAGCGGGCACGAGCCUUGGUGGAUGGGAUGCAGAAGGAGAAGAUUGAGCUGCUGAACCAGCUGGAAGAGGAGAAGAGAAAAGUGGAGGACUUGCAGUUCCGUGUGGAGGAAGAAUCCAUUACAAAAGGGGAUCUGGAGACUCAGACGCAGUUGGAGCAUGCCCGAAUACGGGAGCUCGAGCAGAGCCUGCUGUUUGAGAAGGCACAGGCUGAAAAACUCCUCAGAGAAUUAGAGGACACCAGGUUAACAACGGUGGCAGAGAAGUCCAGGAUCCUGCAACUGGAGGAGGAGCUGAGCCUCAGGCGCAGCGAGGUGGACGAGCUCCGUCAGUGCCUCAGGAGCUCUCACCAAGCAGAGACCCCUGAGCAUAACCUGGGCUUGCAGUCGGAGGCUCUUCGGCUGCGGGAUCAGCUGCUCUCUGCCAACAAGGAGCAUCAGAAGGAGAGCAACCAGCUGAAGGAGAAGUAUGAGAAGACGUUAAAGAAGUACCAGCAGGAGAUGGAGAAGCUGAAGUCCGUCAAUGAGAAGUACUCGCAGGAAAUCGUUGACCUAAAGCAUAAAGUUCAACAGGCCACGAACGAGAACAUGGGGCUCAUGGACAACUGGAAGUCCAAGUUGGACACAUUGGCUUCUGACCACCAGAAGUCUCUGGAGGACCUGAAAGCCACACUGAACUCAGGCCCUGACAGCCAGCACAAGGAGAUCGUGGAGCUGAAGGCGGUGGUAGAGAGCAUAAAGAUGGAGCACCAGCUUGAGUUGGAGAACCUGAAAGCAAAGCACGACAUUGAGACGGCUGUGCACGUAAAGGAGAAAGAGAGCCUCAAACUGAAGUUGCAGGAGGCUUUGGAUGAAGUGGAAAAAAGCAACAGCAACUGGAAAAUGCAACUGGAAACCAAAAGCAGUCAGCACCUUCUUGAGCUCCAGGAUGUGAAGGACAAGUGUCGAGAUGCUGAGCUGAGGGUGCACGAACUGGAGAAACUCCAUGGUGAAUACACAGACCAGACAGAAGCAAUAGCUUUCUUGAAAGAGCAGAUUUCUUUGGCCGAAAAGAAGAUGUUGGACUAUGAAACGUUACAGAAAACAGAAGCCCAGAGCAAACAGGAGAUCCAAAGAUUGCAGGAAAAAGUGCUUGUCUUAGAGAACAAGCUGCAGUCCAUGGAGGCCCUGCAUCCUUCUCAGCACGCAAAUAUGAUUGAAACUAAUGAUAUUUCAGAAGAAAAGAUAAAGAUGAAGCAGACUAUGGAAGACCUCCAAGACAAGCUGAGUAAAAGAGACAAAGAGGUGUCAUCCCUGGUGUCCCAGACUGAAACUCUAAGGGCCCAAGUAAGUGCUUUGGAAAAUAAAUGCAAAACAGCAGAAAAGAAGUCAGAUUCAGUGUUCAAAGAAAAGAAGAGGCUGGAAGGGGAACUGGAAGCCUUGACCAAGAAGACACACGAUGCUUCAGGGCAACUGGUCCUGAUUAGCCAGGAGCUGCUCAAGAAGGAAAGGAGCCUGAACGAGCUGAGAGCCUUGUUACUGGAGGCAAACCGGCACUCACCAGGGCCAGAGCGAGACCUCAGCCGGGAAGUGCACAAAGCUGAGUGGAGGCUGAAGGAGCAGAAGCUCAAAGAUGACAUCAAGGGGCUGCGAGAGAAACUGGUUGUGCUGGACAAGGAGAAGUCGGUGACGGAUCAGCGGCGCUACUCCCUGAUCGACCCCUCGUCGGAGUCAGAGGUGAUCCGGCUGCAGCACCGCCUCGUCAGCACGGAGGACGUGCUGCGCAACGCGCUGGAGCAGGGCCACCAGAUGGAGAAGCUCAUGGAAGCAAUGAGGCUCUCCUCUGAGAAAACACAGACUGUUGGAAAUUCUGGGUCUUCUAACGGGAUUCACCAGCAGGAUAAAUCCCACAAGCAAGAGGAGAAGCUCUGAUAGAGAAGAGCUGAAGAGGAUCAUUUCACGCCAGUAUCAGCUCCUCUGCACAGUCAGGAAAAACAACACCACAUCUGGCUUUUAGCACCUCCAAAAGACCACACACAGUAUUUUCACUUCAAAGAAGGACAAUGUUUAUAAUGUACUAACUGAUGUAAUCAGGACAAUCCUGGAGUCCAGUUUUCCAAGGCAACCAUUGUUCCAGGAGGGAGCAGAAGGAUCUCUCUGGGUUUGGUUUCUUCCUUGUACUGGUUUUGACUGUGGAAUUUGUGUUGUUUGAGCUGCCCUUGUCCCACCCGGUGACGUGGUCUGGGUGGCAGCUGCCCCGACCGGUGGCUGAAGUGUCAAUGAGUCCCAGUAACCCCACAGGAGCUGCGAAGGGAUUUGCUUGUAGUGUCCAACUCCAGAGUGUAUGCCCAGAGGCUGCACGGCUUCCCACGGGGUCUGUCCCUUCCCUCCCACCCACCCUAAUGUUCUGAGGACCUGCACAAGUGAGAGAAACCUGCUGGGAUGAGGAAAACAGGGUGUGGGGACGUGUUCCCCUCCUCUCCUUGCAGAAGACAUCACUGUUUUAGAGCACGGAGGCUGCACUUACUUCUUGUAUCAUAGCAUGUUGUGGGAAAUAAUCCAGUUUCAGAGGAAUAUUUAUUUUGUUUCUCCCCCCCCCCUUGCUGUUUUUGGGGAAGGAGCUGGUGGCUCUGAGUUUGGGGACAGGCACACUUUGCUCAGGUGUGGGUGACCUUUCUUCUUGCAGU